AUGCCAACGCUGCGGGACAGCACCAUGUCCCACCCCGGCGACAAUCCUCACCAGGUCCGGGUGAAAGCCUACUACAAAGGUGACAUCAUGAUUAACCACUUUGAGCCGUCCAUCUCCUUCGACUGGCUGCAGACCAAAGUGCGGGACAUGUGUUGCAUGGACAACGACCAGCAGUUCACCAUGAAGUGGAUCGAUGAGGAGGGGGACCCCUGCACGGUGUCAUCUCAGCUGGAACUGGAGGAGGCUCUGCGUCUCUACGAGCUCAACAAAGACUCGGAGCUCAUCAUCCACGUGUUCCCCUGUGUGCCUGAGAAGCCGGGAAUGCCGUGUCCAGGGGAGGACAAGUCCAUCUACCGGCGCGGGGCCCGGCGCUGGAGGAAGCUGUACUGUGCCAGUGGACAUACCUUCCAGGCCAAGAGAUUCAACAGGCGAGCGCACUGUGCCAUCUGCACAGACCGGAUUUGGGGCCUGGGGCGGCAGGGCUACAAGUGCAUCAACUGCAAGCUGCUGGUCCACAAGAAGUGCCACAAGCUGGUGACGGUGGAGUGCGGUCGGCAGGUGAUCCAGGAACCAGUGAUAGCACCAGUGGUUCCAGCAGGUACCCCCUCAGAUCACCUCGAUCCAGUGAUUCCUUACAAAUCCUCCUGCGAGAGUCUGGACCACGUCGGGGAGGAGAAGGAGGCCAUGAACAGGCGGGAGAGCGGGAAGGCGGGCUCCAGCCUGGGCCUUGCCGACUUCGACCUGCUGCGGGUGAUCGGGCGCGGCAGCUACGCCAAGGUGCUGCUGGUGCAGCUCAAGAGGACGGAGCGCAUCUACGCCAUGAAGGUGGUGAAGAAGGAGCUGGUCAACGACGACGAGGACAUUGACUGGGUGCAGACAGAGAAGCACGUGUUUGAGCAGGCCUCCAACCAUCCCUUCCUAGUGGGGCUGCACUCCUGCUUCCAGACCGAGAGCAGACUCUUCUUCGUCAUUGAGUAUGUGAACGGUGGAGACCUGAUGUUCCACAUGCAGAGGCAGCGGAAGCUUCCGGAGGAGCACGCGAGGUUUUAUUCGGCAGAAAUAAGCCUGGCCCUGAACUACCUGCACGAGCGAGGCAUCAUCUACAGAGACCUGAAGCUGGACAACGUUUUACUGGAGUCCGAAGGGCACAUCAAGCUCACUGACUAUGGCAUGUGCAAGGAGGGACUAAGGCCUGGAGACACCACCAGCACCUUCUGCGGGACGCCCAAUUACAUCGCCCCCGAGAUCCUGAGGGGAGAGGACUACGGUUUCAGUGUGGACUGGUGGGCGCUGGGUGUGCUGAUGUUUGAGAUGAUGGCAGGCCGCUCUCCGUUCGACAUCGUGGGCAGCUCCGACAACCCUGACCAGAACACAGAGGACUACCUGUUCCAAGUCAUACUGGAGAAACAGAUCCGAAUCCCCAGGUCCCUGUCCGUCAAAGCUGCCAGUGUCCUCAAGGGCUUCCUCAACAAGGAUCCUAAGGAGCGUCUGGGCUGCCACCCUCAGACUGGAUUUGCUGACAUCAUGGGUCAUCACUUCUUCCGCAGUGUGGACUGGGAGCUGAUGGAGCAGAAGCAGGUGGUUCCGCCAUUCAAGCCUAACAUCUCCGGGGAGUUCGGCCUGGACAACUUUGACGCCCAGUUUACCAACGAGCCCAUCCAGCUCACGCCUGACGACGAGGACGCGGUCAGGAAGAUCGAUCAGUCAGAGUUCGAAGGCUUCGAGUACAUCAACCCCCUGCUGAUGUCGGCAGAGGAGUGCGUGUGAGGGAGGGGGCGGGCAUGGCCGCGGCGUGGAGCCCGCGAACGACCCCACCGCUGCCCGGAGAGUGAGCUGGUCGCCGCCCAGAGAUCUCAUCACUCCCCUGCUUUAGAAAUAAACUCUCUCAAACACAGCUGGGUGUCAGCUCUUAAAAACAUUGCCAAACCUCUUUUGCUCGGCCGUUGAUAAUCAGAAGUCCUUAAUGUGUUCUUUUUAUUUUCAAAUAAUGUAACCGGCCACUGUCUCACAGUACAGUGACUGUAUGACCUUGCAGUGACUUUGCAGGUAUUUUUGAGGGUACGGGACACAGGAAAUAGUCAUAUAAGACAGAAUCUCAAGUUUGUUCUUUGCAGGAUGUGUAUGCAUGUAUAUUUGUAUAUAUAGAACAUAGCUUAUUACAGUAAGGGAAGAUGUGUCAGUUUAGCCCACUACCACUGUCUACCACUUCCACUGUGAGGGGUGAAACAUGUACUCGCCAGCUUUCGUUAUUUUAAAAUGAGUGUAAAGCGUCUUGCUUUAUAUAAUGAGUAUGGGUUCUGGGCAGGGUGGGGCGGGGGUUAGGGGGUCGCCUCUGACGUUAAAAGGGACCAAAGACUUUUUGGAGGUCAGAAAGAAGAAAAUGGCAUUGGCGGUUGUACCUGUGGAUGUUUCAGGGAGGAUGUUGCACAAUCCAAAGGGAGACUACCCUGGUUAGCAGCUGCAUGCGUGUGGAUGGUUUCCCAUCUCCUCCUCUUAUUUGCUUUACAGUUCAUUGCCUUAGUGCUGCCCUUUGUAAUAUUCAGCGCUCAUUGAAAGUUUCCUGUUGUUACUCACCUGCAGACAUGGUGGUGGCCAUUGGAACUGAGCAGGUUCUGAUUUUAAUUGCCCUGUGUGUUCUGAGAACUGUCCGCCUUGACCUUUUCUUAUUUCUUCUGAUGAUGAGAUCCCCCCAGAUCUCUAAAGAGGAGAACAGAGAGCUGUUAGUUAUUGCUCUUUUCUUCUGAUGUUUUUUUUUUUUUGCUGUGGAGCUGCAGUUAGGAUGUGUUCGGUGUCUGGGCAGUUCUCCUCUGUCCUUGUGUCGGCACGGACCCGUUAUCGGCACUGUUACCCUCACGGAUCUACAAGACGAGUCAGUAGGCCAUGUGACCCUGUGGUUUCAGUCAUCAUCUGCUUUGAAGCCGAGGAGGUGCACUUCGCCAUCACAGGUGGAAGGAAACAGCCGGGGCAGUCAGGAGCGCCUUGGCAUGUAGUGUUUCUUCCUGGGACUUCCUCCGGACAGCAGCGUGCAGUGUGCUGUAGUCCAACAGCUGUGAUUUCUGGGUAAUGCAGUCUUUCUAUUACACCCAGCCCCCUCCAUCCCAUGCUCCUCUGGGGCAGCUUAGUCAGCCCCUCCCAGGCAUGUGACCAGGCUGCUGGGGGGGGGCUGACCCUGAACUUGUGCCAUAAAUGCUCUCCACUCCUAAAUGAUUAAACAGCGAGUUAAGCCUGAAUGAUGAAGCAUGAGCCGAAGCCUAAAGACCUUUUGUCCUGCAUGCGAAUCCACAUUUUGGUCAGUAAAUGCUGUUUAAGUGAAACACAGUUAGCUGGGAAAGCUUUGGGUUGGGGUGUGUUUUUUUUAGUUAAUUUGUUUGUUUGCAAACUACUUCCUUUUUUUCACAAAUGUGGGAAAAGCAUGGGACCACAGUAGGGUGAUGUGAAUUUAUAACCCUUUUAUGACUUGCGUUCUGUUCUGUUUUUAGUUUCAUUUACGUACUGUUACAGAGUUCACAAACACUACAUUAUUUUUUUAUUAUUAUUAUAGUUGGGGGGAAAAGGCUGUUUAGUGAAAAAGCUGUUGGUUAUGGGGUACUAAUAAAAAAAAAUAAAAUGAAGAG
This is a messenger RNA of Megalops cyprinoides (Indo-Pacific tarpon), 3614 nucleotides long. Its product is annotated as protein kinase C iota type-like. The coding region runs from base 1 to 1767 and encodes 588 amino acids. Gene Ontology annotation, molecular function: diacylglycerol-dependent serine/threonine kinase activity; ATP binding; protein binding. Lineage: Eukaryota; Metazoa; Chordata; Actinopteri; Elopiformes; Megalopidae. The record is from RefSeq and is a predicted model, not a curated record. The transcript is spliced from 18 exons. Gene Ontology annotation, biological process: protein phosphorylation.